This is a messenger RNA of Penicillium malachiteum, 5697 nucleotides long. RefSeq names its product DNA-binding ATPase. The transcript has 4 exons. Bases 1 to 5697 code for a protein of 1898 amino acids. Lineage: Eukaryota; Fungi; Ascomycota; Eurotiomycetes; Eurotiales; Aspergillaceae. Gene Ontology annotation, molecular function: ATP hydrolysis activity; DNA binding; TBP-class protein binding. The record is from RefSeq and is a predicted model, not a curated record.
AUGACUUCCCGACUCGACCGCCUGGUCACUUUACUUGAGACCGGCAGUACCCAGUUAAUCCGGAAUACAGCAGCACAGCAGUUGGCUGAUGUACAGAAACAACAUCCCGAUGAGCUCUUCAACCUUUUGGGUCGCAUUCUGCCAUAUCUGCGAUCCAAAUCCUGGGAUACCAGAACUGCCGCGGCGCGAGCUAUCGGUUUGAUCGUUGCAAAUGCCGAACUUUUUGACCCCAAUGAAGAUGACGGCCUGCAGAUUAAGUCUGCCGCUGACGAUGAAGAUGUGGAAAUCAAGUCCGAAGUCAAAGGUGAGGAGACUCUCAUCUCAGUAGAUGACUUCCUUCGCCUUGACAUGCUCGAUAUCGGGUCUAUCUUGAAGUACGGAAAGCGACUGCUUGGAAGUGCCGGCAAGGAGUAUGAAUACUCACUAGCAGCAAUGGAUCCGGCUGCGCGCCUUCAGCAUCAGAAGAAGACACUGAUGGGUCGCCUUGGCCUUGCUGGAGAGUACUUCGAAGAUGACCUACUUGAUGCUAUUGAAACCAUUCCCAAACUCUCAACCCCUGCUCCGAAGCGAGAAUCUACAACAUCUCUUAUGCGGGACAACAAUCUGCCGGAUGUGGCAUCGGGGCGUAUUGCGUCACCGGAUGCCAACGCAGACGAAUCAGGCCUUAGCAGACGACAAUUGAAUCAACUCAAACGCAAGAACAAACAAAACGCAAAGAUGGGCGCCAACAAAGUUCGUGUGGUGGACUUAUCCUCCCGUCGACCCUCGGAAAAUGUCUCCACCCCCGUCACUCCUCACCCUAUCAAGGCUGAGAACGGCGAUGACCAGAAUGGGGAAAGCAAGCCUGACUAUUUCUCUCUUGAAAGAGCCGCCGACGAUGACGACUCCAAGAUUGUCGCAGAAUUCAAAGGACCAAUUGCACCAGAACGACCGAUAAUCCAGCCUGAAUUCGUGGACCAAGGAUCCGGGUGGCCUUUGGAAUGCAUGUGUGAGUUCUUGACUAUCGACAUCUUUGAUUCGAAUUGGGAGGUUCGUCAUGGUGCUGCAAUGGCUCUUCGAGAGGUCAUCAGGGUUCAAGGCGCUGCAGCUGGUCGCAUGGAAGGCAAGACUCGGGCCGAAAAUGAUGCAUUGAAUCGUAAAUGGCUGGAUGACCUGGCCUGCCGACUGCUUUGUGUUCUAAUGCUCGACCGAUUUGGCGACUACAUCUCCGACAACGUGGUUGCUCCUAUUCGUGAAACCGUUGGCCAGACCCUUGGUGCUCUGUUAUCUCAUCUACCGCCAAAGUCCGUUCGAUCGGUAUACCGAGCUCUUUACCGGAUCAUCAUGCAAACAGACCUUGGACUUGAUCGACCAGUAUGGGAAGUUUGCCAUGGUGGUAUGAUUGGUUUACGGUAUCUUGUUGCCAUUCGAAAGGAUCUCCUUAUCACGGAUUGCGUCAUGAUGGACGGCGUGCUUGAAGCAGUUAUGAAGGGUCUUGCAGACUUCGAUGAUGAUGUGCGUGCCGUUAGUGCUGCUACACUCGUACCAAUCGCAGAGGAGUUCGUAUCAUCACGGGCCGGCAGCCUUGGAUCUUUGAUGAAUAUUGUCUGGGAUUGUCUGUCUAACUUGCAAGACGACCUCAGUGCUAGUACAGGAUCAGUGAUGGACCUCCUUGCCAAGCUAUGUACUUUCACUCAAGUACUCGAUGCCAUGAAAGCAAACGCCGCACAUGACCCUGACGCCUCAUUUGGCAAGCUGGUCCCUCGUCUCUACCCUUUCUUGCGCCAUACCAUUACGAGUGUUCGUUCGGCAGUUCUUCGAGCUCUUAUGACCUUCCUGAAACUCGAAGGAGAGGGCAGUACAGACUGGGUCGACGGCAAAGCCCUGCGUCUGAUUUUCCAAAAUCUGCUCGUAGAGCGCAACGAAGGUGUUAUCAAACUUUCUCUUCAAGUCUGGUCUGAGCUGCUGAAAGCUGCCAAGGGUCAUGGAUUGUUCAAGAGCGACGUUGAACUUUCCCCAUCUGUUGCGCCUCUUGUCACCCUUACACUUGGCGCCUUUGGUGUUCCUCGGAGCCUCAUUCCAAUCAAUGCAACUCUCUUCAUCAAACCUUCUGGACUUCCCUUCGCCAUUGCCGCUCCACCCCCGGCCAAGGUGUCACCUCCUGCCACUUCUGGUACAGAACCUGCAAAGCCUGGCCGAAGACGCAAGUCGGAAAAGAAGGAAAUGCCAGCUCCUUCCACCCACAAUGUGGAUGGGCAUAUGUUGUCUGGGGACAUCGAACUCGUUGGCACUGACACUAUGCUGCGAUCAAAGAUCUAUGCGGCAAGAGCUCUGGGAGAAUUGAUUUCCGUAUGGGAUCAGCAUGAGCUCCCGAGUCUCUGGUCUACGAUCUUGGAAGGUCUCAACAUCCCGGCUUCUACAUCACAGCUUUCUGCCGCCAUGGUCAUUGAGGAGUAUGCUCGCUUCGCCGGACAGGAGAGCAAGUAUGUUUCACUUCUCACUGAGAAGCUCCGCCCAAUUAUGGAAACCGACCGUCCAUCCUGGUACUCCGAUAUCGCCAGCUACCUCACAGUCGCUCGCGCCCACUGCCAUUCAUUAUUGAGCAUUUUCAGAGAUCAUGCACAUGUCCCUCCAUCCCGGUUGCCAACUUUGGCUGUCGUUGUGCAGGGUGACCCUGAAGCCGGCCCUAAUGCAUUCUCACUUGCGGAUGCCCAGAAGCUUGUGGGCCCUGACUUCGACCGUUUGAAGAAGAACCUGACGCCCGCACAGCGUAUUACUGCUACUCAAGUGUUGACUGAUACUCGUGAUACCGCGCAAAUAGCUGUUGAUGACGCCUGUGAAAUCAAAGAGCAACGUGAUAUGCGGGUUUUGGCAGCUGCCGCCGGUGCACUGGUCGCUUUGCGGGACAUUCCCAAACGGCCUGGUCAUAUCAUCAAGGGCAUGAUGGACAGUGUGAAAAAGGAAGAGAAUGUUGAAGUUCAACAGCGCUCAGCAACUGCUGUGGCUAGCCUUAUCGAACACUACACUUCCGCGACGAAACGUGGACCGGUUGACAAGAUCAUUGGAAACCUUGUCAAGUAUUGCUGUGUUGAUACCUCUGAAACUCCCGAGUUCCCCCAUAACGCUCAGCUGGAAAAAUCAAUCUUGUCUUUGCGCAAGGAGGAAGACCGACGAGAACAUCCCGAUGCUGCCAAGUUUGAACGUGAGGCUAAGGAGGCCCGUAUCAUGCGUCGUGGUGCCAAGGAUGCUCUAGAACAGCUGACCGUCAAAUUCGGCGAUCAACUUUUAGAAAAGGUGCCAAACCUUGCAACAUUGGUCGAGCGACCAUUGCAAGACGCUCUGACAGGCGACUUGCCAGAAGACAUCACAAACCCCGAGAAUGAGCUUGGUCAGGAAGUUGUUGAUGGCUUGUCCACUCUCCGUGCCCUCCUCCCUAAGUUUCAUUCUGGCCUUUACCCCUGGGUCUUGCGUCUUAUGCCUAUCAUUGCCAAGGCUUUGCAAUGCCGCCUGUCAGUGAUCCGCUACGCAGCUGCCAAGUGUUUUGCUACGAUCUGCAGCGUGAUGACCGUGGAAGGCAUGACAAUGUUGGUGGAGAAGGUUCUUCCGACCAUCAAUCGCGCCUUGGAUGUCCAUCAUCGCCAGGGUGCCAUCGAGUGUAUCUACCAUCUUAUCCACGUUAUGGAGGAUGGCAUUCUUCCCUACGUCAUUUUCCUUGUCGUUCCUGUCCUUGGUCGCAUGAGUGACUCUGACAAUGAAGUUCGUCUGCUGGCAACUACUUCCUUUGCUACAUUGGUGAAGCUUGUGCCUCUGGAGGCCGGUAUUCCUGACCCUCCCGGCUUCUCUGAAGAGUUGCUCAAGGGCCGUGACCGAGAGAGAAAGUUCAUGUCACAGAUGCUAGAUGUUCGCAAGGUUGAGGAGUUCAAGAUUCCCGUUGCAAUCAAGGCCGAGCUUCGCCCUUACCAACAAGACGGUGUGAACUGGCUUGCUUUCCUCAACCGAUACAACCUUCACGGUAUUCUUUGCGAUGACAUGGGUCUUGGAAAGACACUUCAAACCAUUUGCAUUGUCGCUAGUGACCAUCACAUGCGUGCUGAGGAGUUUGCUAAAAGCCAGGCCCCGGACUCUCGCAAGCUUCCCUCCUUGAUUAUCUGCCCUCCUUCUCUGUCUGGUCACUGGCAGCAAGAGGUCAAGCAGUAUGCUCCUUUCCUGAAAUGCAUCGCCUACGUCGGCCCGCCAGCAGAGCGAUCGAGACUGCAACCUCAGCUUGCCACGUCUGAUGUGAUUGUUACGUCUUACGAUGUGUGCAGAAAUGACAAUGAACUCCUGAACACCAUCAACUGGAACUACUGUGUGCUUGACGAGGGUCAUUUGAUCAAGAACCCGAAAGCCAAGAUCACAAUUUCUGUCAAGAAGCUGUUGAGCAACCACCGCCUAAUUCUUUCAGGUACUCCUAUUCAGAACAAUGUCCUUGAGCUGUGGUCGCUUUUCGACUUCCUUAUGCCUGGAUUUCUUGGUACGGAGAAGGUUUUCCUGGACCGGUUUGCCAAGCCAAUCGCCGCAAGUCGCUUCAGUAAGUCUUCAUCGAAGGAGCAAGAAGCUGGUGCUCUGGCAAUUGAAGCCCUGCAUAAGCAAGUAUUGCCCUUCCUCCUUCGUCGCUUGAAGGAAGAGGUCCUGAACGAUCUGCCUCCCAAGAUUAUUCAGAACUACUACUGUGACCCCAGUGAACUUCAAAAGAAGCUUUUCGAAGACUUCUCAAAGAAAGAACAGAAGGAGCUCCAGGACAAGGUUGGCAGUGCUGAUCGUUCCGACAAGGAACACAUCUUCCAAGCCCUGCAAUACAUGCGCCGUCUUUGCAACUCGCCAGCUCUGGUAGUUAAGGAUGGCCACAAGCAAUACAACGAAGUUCAGACCUAUUUGAAUGCCAAGCGAUCCAACAUCCGUGAUGUCUCGCAUGCACCGAAAUUGACUGCACUACGUGACCUGCUGAUUGACUGUGGUAUUGGUCUUGACAACCCAGCUGAGGGUGAGCUUGAUACCGGCGCCAGCUAUGUCAGCCCUCACCGUGCCCUUGUCUUCUGUCAAAUGAAGGAGAUGCUUGACAUUGUUCAGAACGACGUGCUUAAGAAAUUGUUACCAUCCGUUCAAUUCUUGCGCUUGGACGGUGGUGUGGAGGCUACUAAGCGUCAAGAUAUUGUCAAUCGUUUCAACACCGACCCAAGUUAUGACGUGCUGCUUCUGACCACUAGUGUUGGUGGUCUAGGCCUGAACCUUACAGGAGCAGACACUGUCAUCUUCGUCGAGCAUGACUGGAACCCACAGAAGGAUAUCCAGGCUAUGGAUCGUGCUCACCGAAUUGGUCAGAAGAAGGUUGUCAAUGUGUACCGCCUGAUCACCAGAGGUACUCUGGAAGAGAAGAUCUUGAAUUUGCAACGAUUCAAGAUCGACGUCGCUUCUACAGUGGUCAAUCAACAAAACGCCGGACUUGGCACGAUGGAUACAGAUCAACUUCUUGAUCUCUUCAAUUUGGGCGAAACAGCGGACACAGCAGAAAAACCAGGCGACCAAACUGGCAAUGAAGUUGACAUGGUCGACAUUGAUGGUGAAGUUAAGGAGAAGGGAAAGAAGGGCUGGCUGGAUGAUCUGGGCGAACUUUGGGACGACCGUCAAUACCAAGAAGAAUAUAACCUGGAUUCUUUCUUGGAGACAAUGAAAAACUGA